Periconia digitata is the source of this 1143-nucleotide messenger RNA. The record is from the annotation of a GenBank genome assembly. NCBI's taxonomy places the organism in Eukaryota, Fungi, Ascomycota, Dothideomycetes, Pleosporales, Periconiaceae.
AUGAGAGAUCCACUGUUAUCAGUCUGGUCGCCUGUGCCCGAGUUUCUCCGCCCACGUGCAUUCGCUGGGUGGGUAUUGUCGACCGGCCGGUGCCAUGGCUUCAUUCAAUCAUUCAUCCAUUCACUGAUUGAUGGCGGAGGGCGGGCGCGCUCCGUGGCCCAUGGGCGAAGAGCCGCACUAGGGGUUUGCUCGGACGAAGACGGCCUUCUCUCGUGGGCUGUACCCAGCCCGAAGUCGAGCGACAGAGAGGCCACAUGUGUCGGGCAGCGGGCAGGUACGCCGUGCGCGGUAGCAGUACAGACAAACAUGUCCAGAUGUUUGGCUGGAGCAGAUGUCGGUGACACGGGCUAGGCGGCUCGCGAUGCCGCUUGCUGUUGUUGCAUGAAAAAAAAGGGAGCUGGACCCCCCACUGAUCUCCUUCAAGGGGGGAGGGGGGCGGACUUCGCUUUCGUUUCUAUGCUCAGGCAAUGUCGUGAUACAGGUGAUACAGCCCAUUGACUGGCGAGUCGUUUAGCAGGCGGAGGGGUGGGAGCACUCGACAUCUCUCACCGACUCUUUUGCUGCUGCAACUAUGUAAGCAGGCAGGCAGGCAAAACAGGCAAAGCAGGCAAGCAAGUAUUUCAUGGUCCAUGUACAUACAUACCUAGGUAGGUAUAUACAAGUCUAUCAAUUCUGCCCCGAGACACUUGUGUAUCUCGGACCGAGAGCGAAUAUGGGCAUGCCGACUCAACACCAUCAACUUGCCGUUUAGACAGACCACCACGGUGCAUCCAUCCAUCCAUCCAUCCAUCCAUUGUUUUUUGCCGGCGACGCUCGACUGCUGCAGCGCCCUCCUCCGCCGGGCUCCUAGGCAAUCAUCCAGACGACACGAAUGUAGAUACGAAGUACAUAGAUACCCCAGGAUCAACCCCCCGCACUACGCUCCCUCCCUCAGCUGCCCAGGCUGCCGUGCAACAGCAGCACAGGAUAAAUUCCAGCCUGGCGGUGCGGCGCGGGCGAACCAUGGGAAGGGAGAAUAGCCAGCCCAGCCCAUUCAACGACACUCUUGGGGUCUUUUGGGAUCCUGAUGACUACCUACGGACACUUGGCCAACCGGCGGCAGAGGCAGUGUGGUGCUCGUCUCACGCUUUGCUUGGUCGGCGC